Rubroshorea leprosula is the source of this 901-nucleotide messenger RNA. The record is from the annotation of a GenBank genome assembly. Lineage: Eukaryota; Viridiplantae; Streptophyta; Magnoliopsida; Malvales; Dipterocarpaceae.
ACAAUUGGGCUACUAAACUAGAAACCCUAGAUCUAGAUCUAGUUCCCAAACCAACAAUGGCGACACAAGAACAAAUGAAAAAAAAAAAUGGAAACCUAGAUCAAAGUAAGAGAAAAUAAAAGAAAUCAGAUUCAAAUUUGUUGUCAUUAUCUUGAACAUAUACAGAUGCAAUUUUGUCUCUCCUCCACAAACUUUCUCCUUGAAAUCCAAGUUCAACAACUUGCAGAACCCCAGAUCCAUUCAAACACCAGGCUCACAAUGGCGAAGUCAAGAAAGAAUAAAUGAAAAAAGAAGAGGGAAACCCCAAUCAAAGUAACAGAUCAAAUGAAAACCACAACAAAAAGUAAAUGCCAGAAUCUCAACCUUGAGAAAUUGACAACAACUUGAUCUUUGGGGUAAGAGAUCGAAGGCAGAGAAUGGUAAGAGAUUUGAGAGAAAUUUUCAGAACCCUAAAAUCCCAAAUCUUUUGGGUAUCUCAAUGUUAUGGAUGGGUCGAUUAAGAAAGAGAAUCAGAGAAUCAAAGACUUGGAAGAAAUCGAAGGAAGAGAAUGUUAAGAGAGUUGAGAGAAAUUUUCAGAAUCGUAAAUCCCCAAAUCUUUCGGGUAUUUCAUGGGUCUAUGGAUUUGUAUUUACUUGAUCCACUGAAGCCACGUUGGAGCCACGUGGGAGCCACGUUGGAGCCACGUGGGAGCCACGUUGGAGCCAAUUGGAUGUCAAAUGCCACGCAAGCUAUUGCACUAACAGCGUGACAGAGCUCCGUUAGUGGAGGGGCUAAUUUGCUCCUUGCGAGGGGUUCGAGGGCUUAUCUGCCACCUUUUUAGUUCAGGGGCUUAUCACUAGCUGUCAAAAAAAGUGAGGGGCUUAACAUGGGUUUUUGCCUUAGUAAAAAUAUUUUAGUUAG